Molecule: messenger RNA, 1533 nt
Organism: Phaedon cochleariae (mustard beetle)
Lineage: Eukaryota; Metazoa; Arthropoda; Insecta; Coleoptera; Chrysomelidae
Source: the annotation of a GenBank genome assembly
AUGGGCCUACUAAAAAAUCUCGACUAUCUUCAUUCGAGACCGCCUGGCAGAAAAAAGUUAACGCUACCGUUUUGUGCCUUCCAGGUCACCGACUCAUGCCCAAUAACGAUGUACAGCAACCGGAAGUCGCUGGUGGUCAAGCUGGCGCUGGCCGUGUGCAUCGUCUACGUGUGCAUCCACGUUUUGGCUAACACUGCUGCGCCCGUCAUCAGGGAGAUGCAGGAGUCCGGCAGGAGUCUGGCGGCAAUCGGGGGCGGCAACCUGGACCAGGCGGCCGCAAUGGACGCCGAGAUCAAGGAGGCGGUGCCCGUGGCGGAGACGAUUAAGGGGACGGAGGCGAGCAGAGUGGCGGUCGUCAAGGUGGAAGAGAAAGUGGUUUCAACUGAUGCUCCCAGGGAACCACCCUCAGUAUUAGAAAGGGUCAAAAAUAUUACUAAAUGCUUGGACAGACCUUUGGUGCCAAAGACCCAACAGCGCGGUGACUAUUGGGUCCUGUACAAUUACGUUAGUGCUGAAAAUACUUACAGGUGCCACGAGAGCAUCACGUACACCACGCACGCCGACUACUCCUUCAUGGACAACCUGGUGCCGCUGCUGGAGCGGUGGCGCGGCCCCGUCAGCAUCGCGCUGCACGCCCCUGGUAGCGACUUCGCCAACACCUUGGACUCCAUCGCCUAUCUAAGGGACUGCGCCUCGCCCCUGGUCAGGGAGCUGGUCACAUUCCAUGUGUACUUCAGCACCAAGCACGUGCCCAAAGAGGUUCCUAAGCCCGGCACCGUUUACAAAGACUCCUACAACUGCUCCCUGCCGCCCCCUUACUCCAACGUCUCCAGCGAGGCGAUGUACAAGGCGCAAAAGAAGCUGCUCUAUCCGGUGAACGUGGGCAGAAACGUGGCACGAGAGACUGCGCAGACGCACUUCAUAUUGCCGUCGGACAUCGAACUGUACCCCAGUCCCGACAUCAUCGAGAAGUUCCUGACAAUGGUCGCAGAGAACGGGGGGCCGAUGCUCAGCAAAAAUCCAAAAGUGUAUCCGCUGCACCUGUUCGAAGUGACCGCCAACCAGCCAGUCCCUGAUUCGAAGACAGCUUUGAAAGACAUGCUGAGCAACGGCACGGCGCUGCCCUUCCACAAGAAGCUCUGCCCGGGCUGCCACAGCGUGCCCAAGGCCAAAGAGUGGCAGACGGCGAACGAGACGGCCGGGCUGCACGUGUUCCACGUGGGAAAAAGAAGCGGCAGGUUCGUGCAUUGGGAGCCGAUUUUCAUCGGGACGCACGCGGAUCCGCUAUACGACGAACGGCUGAGUUGGGAGGGGAAGAGCGAUAAAAUGACUCAGGGGUAUGCACUAUGCGUGUUGAACUAUGACUUUCUCAUCUUGGACAACGCAUUCCUAGUCCACAAGCCAGGCAUCAAGGUGUACAAGAAAGACCCUCGACGAUCGAUGCUGGCUGCCAAAACAAAUCAGUUGAUCAAGAAGAUAAUUUUCCCGGAACUCAAGGUCCUCUAUGGCAUUAAAAAAGGCUGUGCUGUAUAA